Messenger RNA from Lottia gigantea (owl limpet), 366 nucleotides. RefSeq lists its product as hypothetical. The transcript has 2 exons. NCBI's taxonomy places the organism in Eukaryota, Metazoa, Mollusca, Gastropoda, Lottiidae. The record is from RefSeq and is a predicted model, not a curated record. The annotation marks the transcript as partial.
ACUGAAAGUGGUACAAUUCAAUCACCAAAUUUUCCAAAUCUUUAUCCACAGAACGCUGUUUGUGACUGGACUGUGGAAGCUCCUGAGGAUAAAAUUAUUAUCUUAACAUUUAAUUAUUUUGACGUAAGUUUUCAUCCAAUACAUUAUAUAUUAUUUUCCAGUGAUUAUAAUUGCGAGUUUGAUUUUGUUGUUAUUUAUGAUGGUGACAAAGAAAUAGCUGUAUAUUGUGGUUCACCUAUUCCUGAUCCAGUUACAAGUACCACGAAUAAACUUCGAAUAACGUUUAUAUCUGAUGACCAAUAUGAAUAUGAAGGCUUUAAUGCAACUUAUAGCAUGAAAGGUAAACAAGACCUCAUUAAGUUAUGA